UCUUUUAGAGGAGUCUGAACCGGGACAAAACCCGCCGAGACCGACAGACACAAAGCCGGGGGGUCCACGCUGGCGCUGGAGGCGAGCCCCGGCGGCCGCGAGCGAGCCCGAGGCGCUGCUGGGCGCGGGGCGCGGGGGCGCUAGCGGGCGCGGGCCGAGCCGGGGCCGGGCACCUCGGCCGCUCGGGCCGCGGCGGCGGGGACCAUGCCGAGGAAAGUCUCCUGAGCCCGGCAACUUCGGCCCCUCCCCGCCCCCACCCGGGCUGCCCUCCGCGCGGCCCUUCCCAUGUGCAGCCGGGCGGCCGGGCUCUCCUCCUCGCAGGCGGAUGGGUGACCUUUUCCUGGCACGGGCAGGCUGUGCGAGGCGGCGGAGCAGGCGAUGAAGAAGAAGCAGCAGCAUCCCGGCGGCGGCGCGGAUCCCUGGCCCCAUGGGGCCCCUCUGGGGGGCGCCCCUCCAGGCCUGGGCAGCUGGAAGCGCCGGGUCUCCCUGCUGCCUUUCCUGCGCUUCUCCCUCCGGGACUACGGCUUCUGCAUGGCCACCCUGCUGGUCUUCUGCCUGGGCUCCCUCUUCUAUCAGCUCAGCGGCGGACCCCCUCGCUUCCUGCUCGACCUGCGGCAGUAUUUGGGAAAUUCCACUUACUUGGAUGAUCAUGGACCGCCUCCUAGUAAGGUGCUACCUUUCCCCAGCCAGGUGGUGUACAACAGAGUAGGCAAGUGUGGGAGUCGUACUGUGGUCUUGCUUCUGAGAAUCUUGUCGGAAAAGCACGGAUUCAAUUUGGUCACGUCAGACAUUCACAACAAAACCAGGCUUACUAAAAACGAACAAAUGGAACUGAUUAAAAAUAUAAGUACUGCCGAACAGCCCUAUUUAUUCACUCGACAUGUUCAUUUCCUCAACUUCUCAAGGUUUGGAGGAGACCAGCCUGUCUAUAUCAACAUCAUUAGAGACCCCGUCAGCCGGUUUUUAUCUAACUAUUUUUUCCGUCGAUUUGGAGACUGGAGAGGGGAACAGAAUCACAUGAUCCGCACCCCCAGCAUGAGGCAGGAGGAGCGCUACCUGGAUAUCAAUGAGUGCAUUCUUGAGAACUAUCCUGAGUGUUCCAACCCCAGAUUAUUUUACAUCAUUCCAUAUUUUUGUGGACAGCAUCCCAGAUGCAGGGAGCCUGGCGAGUGGGCCCUUCAAAGAGCAAAACUGAACGUGAAUGAAAACUUCCUGCUUGUGGGAAUUCUCGAAGAGCUGGAAGACGUGCUGCUUUUACUGGAAAGAUUUUUACCUCAUUACUUCAAGGGUGUGCUCAGUAUCUACAAAGACCCAGAGCAUAGGAAGCUUGGAAAUAUGACUGUGACCGUGAAGAAGACUGUCCCCUCCCCCGAGGCCGUGCAGAUUCUCUACCAGCGAAUGAGAUACGAGUAUGAGUUCUACCACUAUGUCAAAGAGCAGUUCCACCUGCUGAAGCGCAAGUUUGGACUGAAGUCCCACGUCAGCAGCCCCCCUCUGAGACCCCAGUUCUUUAUUCCAACUCCACCAGAAACCGAGGAGCCAAUCGAUGAUGAGGACCAAGAUGACGAGAAGUGGCUAGAAGAUAUUUAUAAGAGGUGAUGCCAGCAGUGUGUUGCCUCCACUGGCCAUGUCUCCCUUUUCCAGAAAGUUCUUUUGUCCGGGGGGAAAUCCUUAAGGGACUAAAUGGAUGCUCAGCUGCAUUAAAAAGAGCAAAACAUUCCCACAUGUUGGGGUCACGGGAAGAUGCCCGGUUUUGCGGGUCUUACCUGUCUAGCGGCGUUGUGUCUUCCUGGCCCUUGGGUCCUUUCCCAGGUACACUAGAUGGCACCAUCACGGGGCAUCCCAUCAUAACAUAGCUAUUCCCUCUAGCAUAAUGAGAGGAGGGGGAGAAAUAGAGCCCAUAGCCCAGUAACUUAUCAUUUGUAAAAUGACUUGUAAAAAUAUUACCUCAGUGGUAGGAAACAUCCAGACAUACCUAUUUCAGUAGAAAUACAAAACCACUUCAGAGACCAGCGAAUCCACUCUAGAAGGAUCUAAGAGGAGAAAAGAUAAGACUGGUAAGGACCUCAAAAGGGAGGAUGCCCCUGGAUGAGUAGUUUCCACCCCCAUGGGUAGAAUUCCGCCUCUGGUCCAUCUCAGAGGACACUUUCACCAAGAGCAGUGUACUUAUCUCUGAAAGAACGAGUCAGCUGGGGCCACAUUCAACCCAUCCAGAGCCUUGAAUACCUUUCAAGGU
Molecule: messenger RNA, 2236 nt
Organism: Mustela erminea (ermine)
Lineage: Eukaryota; Metazoa; Chordata; Mammalia; Carnivora; Mustelidae
Gene: UST
Product: uronyl 2-sulfotransferase
Exons: 8
Coding region: 379-1599 (406 amino acids)
Cellular component (GO): membrane
Molecular function (GO): sulfotransferase activity
Source: RefSeq, a predicted model, not a curated record